This is a messenger RNA of Microthlaspi erraticum, 1269 nucleotides long. Lineage: Eukaryota; Viridiplantae; Streptophyta; Magnoliopsida; Brassicales; Brassicaceae. The record is from the annotation of a GenBank genome assembly.
AUGUCUUAUAGAAACCCCAAUGUGGAGAAUCCUCAAGACCAAGUGUAUCCUCCAAGGUAUCCACAACAACAAAGACCUCCUUACCAAUCUCAAGGAAGUCAAUUUCAGCCAAGGCAAGGAUAUGAGCAGAGAUCAUCAUAUCCGCCCAAGGAGCCAUAUGCUUCUUCACCAAAUCAAGCUCCUCCAAACCAACAAGGUGGGAGAUUUGAAGGAAUCCUCCAACAGAUCAUGGAUGGCCAGAAGAGAAACAAUAAAGAGAUGUAUGAGAAGAUGGACACUUUGUUCAGCAAUCUCAACACCAAGUAUGAUGCUGUUGCCACUCAUGUGAAGAAACUAGAGACUCAAGUCACUCAAACUAUGGAAGCUGUUAAGAGACAGGAAGCUGAAUCCAAGAAGUCCUUUUGCAACUCAGCCGCCAUAGAAGAAAGAUUUGAAGACCAAGUUCCAGAAUGGAUGCUUUCAAAACCUACUGUUGAUUGCAUGAUUUGGCCUGAAGAGAAUUACCCAGAGAGAGAGUCCAAUCGAGCUAGAAAGAGAAGACUCUUCCCAAAGAUUAUCCCCAAGACAGAUAACUCAGGAAAGUUUGUGUGCCUUGUAUCAUCAAAGAGGAUAGCUGACAAGAUAGGCCUCACCAAGAUAGAGCCAUCAUCCAUCUCCAUCAACUAUGCUGAUUCAUUCUCACAAACCCCCUAUGGCUUUGUGCCUAAUGUGAUGGUGCAGAUUGGAAAUUGCUCUAUCCCUACUGAUUUCCAGAUUGUGGAAAUGAGAGAGAGUAGCCAUAGACCUCUCAUAUUUGGAACCCCUUUCCUGUCUACUGUGGGUGCCAUAUUUGAUUUCCCCAAUCAAAGAAUCUCUUUCAACAAGGUGAACAAGGGUAUGUUCUUCCCUAUGUGUUCAACAAAGAACUCUUUUGUUGACAUGGUCCAAGAGGAGAAAGUUACUUUGAAGCCACCCCAAGAAGGAGAAACUGAAGAAACAAUCAAGGAAGAUCCCAUUCCUAAGCCCAAGCAGCUUGCCAAACAAGCAAGGAGUAAGACUAAGGCCCCUACACCAAAACCGCCCAAGGGAUCAACCAAGAUUGAAGAUGAGGCCAAGCCAAGAAAGAAGGUUAGAAAGCCUAGGUCUGGCCGCAACAUGAAGCUUCUAUUCCCAGAGGAGCUUAUUGAUGAGAAUCUAGAAGGAUUCAAGGAGAAAGUGAUAUACCUCUAUUUUACAUGCUUUUUAUAUGGUUUUACUAUGCUUUUUAUAAGGUUUUUAAUGGCUUUCUGA